CAGGUCACUGAGAAGCAAACCAGCAGAUGCAGUAGACGGCUGGCACCAUGGCCUCAGAUGCAAGUCACAUGUUAGAAGCAGCCUUGGAACAAAUGGAUGAUAUUAUUGCUGGUUCCAAGGCUACGGUGGGGUUCAGUAAUGGGCUGUAUGAUCUGAGCUCUCCUGUGAGCGCCGGGCCCCUGCCAGUUCUCCAGCUGGCUGAGGAGCUGAGACUGGCACUGGAGCUCCAGGUCAGGGACAAGGACUGCAACUCACUGCGCUCCCAAAUGCCCUGCACCACCGCACAGACCCUCAUGGAGUGGCUGGAGAAAGGAUCGGUUAACCUCCAGUGCUCAAGCAACAAUGAGACCUAUCAAGAGCGGCUGGCGAGAUUAGAAGGGAACAAAGAGUCUCUGGUUCUCCAGGUGAGUGUUCUCACUGACCAGGUUGAAGCUCAAGGGGAAAAGAUUAGAGAUCUGGAAAGUUCCCUGGAAGAACACCACCACAAACUCAUUUCUACUGAGCAAAUGCUUCAACAGGAGCUCCUUAGCCGAACCUCACUGGAGACACAGAAACUGGAACUCAUGGAUGAAGUUUCCUAUCUGAAACUAAAGCUAGUCGGCAUGGAGGAGGAACACAACCACAAUGAUGAACAGGAGAAACAUAAUAAAGCUGAGAGUGUGGUUAAUCUAAUUAGUGAACUACAGGAGCAGAUGUGUAAAUUCCAGGAGGAAAUCAGCAAUCGCAUCCAGGAGCAGCGAGCUCUGGAGAGCCUGGGCGACAGUGGCACACGCGAGGCUCUCGACCAGAGCCCCGAUGUGGGCCUUGGUGCCUCUGAUGCUGAGGAAUGCAGCUGCCACUGUAGAAGUGGAGGAGAGAAUGCUUUGUUACAAGAGCUUCACCUUCUUAAGAGCAAAGUUGAAGAACUGGAGGGUGAGAAAUCACAAUAUGAAAGGAAGCUCAAAGCCACUAAGACUGAGAUUGGCAAACUCCAGCAGCUGCUUGCUACGAAGAAUGCUGAAAUUGAGUGUUUACAGAAUCAGCUUCUGUCCCAAGGAACCAUCAACAAUGACAUCACAGAGAGAGAUCAAGAGCUGCAGAGGUUAAAAACUGGACUGGAGAUGCUAAUAGCUGCCAAUAAUGAAAAGGAUCGACACAUAGAGGAACUCAAUCUUCUGUUGGUCCAGUACAGAAAAUUAAAGGACAGCUUAGCCCUUUCUCAAGUGACCAACAAUAUGUUGCUGUCUGGCAGCAGUGAGGAGGAUCUUAAUGGCACUCGAAAAAUAAGAGCCCUGACGCAUAAAGCAUACUCUGACAAUGUCAGAUCAGAGCUACAGAUGUCUUCCCGAGGCCCGUCGCCACUCCUGGUCUCUCCAUGUUUCCAGAGGGAGCUGGACUCCAGCUUUCGCAGUAUACUGCCCUCUAUGGAGACCUCGAUGGUAUCCAUUGGCCACUUGGGCUUUUACAGCAGACAAUGGUCAAUACCACGGAUGCUGUCCACCAGCUUAGAAGAACUCCAAAGUGGAAGCUUACAGAUGCAUGUAGUGGGCCAACCAGUAGAGGCUGUUUUAGAGAACCGAUAUAAAUCUGAAAAUAACAAAUAUCAGACGCUUCCGGGCAAGUUUAGUCGUCCAGAGCAGAAUGGAGUGAGACUGCAGCCGUCUUCCGCACUGCAACUGUCUCCUGAUGAAAGUGAAGGCAGCGAAUUCAACCUGAGAAAGGCAGAGAAGACGGAUGAUUCGACCUUGUCUGACCUUUCACCCAUGUCGUCUGGACUAGAAUCAGGUCAGCAGUCUCCUGUUUCACCACAGCACAAGAACCAGAAAGGCAUUCGUAAAAAACUGUGGGGAAAGAUCAGGAGAACACAGUCAGGCAGUCUUCCUGCAGACAGAUCUGAUUCUGACUUCAGGCGAGGGGGUUUCAGGGCCACGGCCGGCCCUCGACUCGACUGCCUGAGCACCAAUGCCUCAGCACGUGACAGGAAUAUCCCCUUCUCAAAAUGGUCAUGUGAUCAGGUGUGUGCAUGGAUGGAGGAGUUUGGUCUGGUUCAGUACGUGAAUAUGGCCAGACAGUGGGUCACCAGCGGUCAGACAUUACUCUCCUCGCAGGACAUUGAGAAGGAGCUGGGCAUUAAACAUCCUCUUCACAGGAAGAAGCUCCAGCUGGCUCUGCGCUCCUUCAGCACCAAAAUCACAGAGAAAUCCUCUGAACUGGACCACAUCUGGGUCACGCGGUGGCUGGAUGACAUUGGUUUACCACAGUACAAAGACCAGUUUAGCGAAGGACGUGUGGACGGUAGAAUGCUGCAGUACUUGACAGUGAAUGAUCUGCUGUUUCUGAAAGUCACCAGUCAGCUGCAUCAUCUUAGCAUCAAGUGUGCUAUCCACGUCCUACAUGUUAACAAGUUCAACCCCAGCUGCCUCAAAAGAAGACCUGGAGAUGAGAAUAAGACAUCGCCUUCUGAGGUUGUUCAGUGGUCCAAUCACCGUGUGAUGGAGUGGCUCAGAUCAGCUGACCUGGCAGAAUACGCUCCCAACCUGAGAGGCAGCGGAGUGCAUGGAGGACUCAUAAUCUUGGAACCUCGUUUUAACUCGGACACACUUGCGAUGCUCCUGAACAUCCCCCCUCAGAAGACUCUGCUGAGGAGGCAUCUGGCCACUAAUUUCAACAUGCUGGUGGGCUCUCAGGCUCAGCAGGAGAAACAAGAGUACCUGGAAUCAUCAGGAUACACACAGCUAACAACCACUGCUAAAGUCCGGCCACGUAAAAUAGGUUUCUCCAGUUUUGGCCACCGUAAGAAGCGUGCUGAGGACUCCACUGACUACAUCUGCCCUCUGGACGCUUCAAAAGCCCAGGCCCUGCUCAAUGGGGCCAACCAACCCUACAGCGGCAUCAGGGGCCUGAGCCCCAUCUUUGACAGGGACCCACAGAGAUGGGAGCAGAUGUUGCACACUAAAGAAUCAGGGAUGCAGAUCGAGGCCUUUUCAAGGGAAAUUAACAACCUCACAUACUUACUCAGCCAAGACGAGUUGCUGAGAGGAAUGAGACGCAGCCAGACUGCCAUAGUGUGAUCGGUCUGGGUCACAUUAACUCCACCGUCCUGCUGAGAGUGUACCUCAACCUAACCCACCUCACCCUCAAAGCUUCAGGACCUGAACUGUGUAACACAAUCCUACAUAAUUCAGCUCAAGAACACAGCUCUGCUAUUUUUGUUAUUGUGUUACUAAUUAUUUUGGAGGCGUUAUG
This is a messenger RNA of Carassius carassius (crucian carp), 3225 nucleotides long. Its product is annotated as liprin-beta-2-like. Lineage: Eukaryota; Metazoa; Chordata; Actinopteri; Cypriniformes; Cyprinidae. Gene Ontology annotation, molecular function: protein binding. Gene Ontology annotation, biological process: neuromuscular junction development. The transcript has 27 exons. Gene Ontology annotation, cellular component: presynaptic active zone. The record is from RefSeq and is a predicted model, not a curated record. Bases 48 to 3050 code for a protein of 1000 amino acids.